Molecule: messenger RNA, 2815 nt
Organism: Ornithodoros turicata
Lineage: Eukaryota; Metazoa; Arthropoda; Arachnida; Ixodida; Argasidae
Exons: 16
Coding region: 1162-2508 (448 amino acids)
Source: RefSeq, a predicted model, not a curated record
UUAUUUAUGGUUCAAAUGAAGCUGUCCAGGCGUGGCUGAGUAUAUUGUGAGCUCUGAAAAACGAGCUUUAUUACGAUGAUGUUCGUCCCCAGCAAACCACGAAUGUCCAGGGGACAUCCGUACUAAGUCCCGAACGUCGCAAAUAUCCGAAUAUCCCGGUGACGUCCUACGGAUAUCACAAAGCGACAUUCGCGUAGGGGAAUGUCCAGUCUAUGUCCGAAGCUGGACGUGCCGUGGAUAUUCGUUUGAUACUUUCCUAGCACCGCAUAUAUUUCUCUAAUGUGGAAAAGUUGGUGUGCUUUUGUUCCCUUUUUUGGCAGAGCAAUAUAAGAAGUCAUAACUGUGCGGGGGAGAUAUAUUUAUUCGAACAAAGAAAAAGGAUGGAAGGGGUCUUAAAUAUAUUUUCGUUCGUGCUUAUAUCCGUGCACGUUUCAAAUGCGCGAGCACGAACUUCGUUAUCAAUUCAAAGCCACACCUCUCAAGAACGUUUGCCUAAUUCUGUCGUUGUUUUAUUAUUCCAACACAAAAAUCCAGGCAUGAGACGGUCAACCAUAUCUCGCACUGGUUCAAUAACCUAGUGCACUCUCGCGCACACGUUAAACCUAGGGUUCUUCACGCUCACACAAAACUUCAACGCGCGGUUUGAUCUUUGUAGCGGUACAGCACGCAUCACGUUCGUGUGGUAUUGCAUAAAUGUCCUGAGCAGGACUGGAUGGGUAAGAAAUCCUGUUCAUGUUGAAGUUUGGGUAACACGCCGCGAACAACAACUGUAGUACUGGCAACUGGCCGCGGGCAGCCAUCAUAGGUGACGCCAAUGAUGAUCACCACGGACAGUUUGUUUUAAUGCAGCUCGAAAACAGCACUCGUUUUUUAGUACACUCGUACUAAUACAUUUGCGUUCGUGGUUUGAUAGCGGCGAAGAAUUUUAAUGUUGUUCACACUCAUCGCCGUGGCGGCGUCGCGAUCGCUGCUUUCCGCUGCAGGAAUCCCCAAUCGUAUCCAAAGCAAGUCUGUAUUCCUGCAACUUGCGAUACCGAGCUGCCGGCGUCUCGGUUUGAAACGUAAAACGUAAGUACCACUAAAAAGGUGACUGAUUUUCUGUGUGUCAGUAUGAAGACUCAUCGUAGUUUCUUUUGCAGCACCGGUAAAACACGGUGAAUCAUGAAGCCGGCAAACACUUUGUACGCGAUCGUACACUUUCUGGACCGUGGAGAGGUGGACAUUGUGCCUUGUGCGUGGCUCUGUGGCGACAUGUGUACAUGGCCGUCACUCCCAACGCGAACCGUCGAGAAAAUGAUCAAAAAGGGAGUGCCACCUGGGGACAACUGUACCGAGAUACCUGUUAGUGUGAAGGGCGUGUUUGUGGGCUGGAAUGCAGCCAGGAAGAUGCUGCCCCGCGCAGUGGACAACUCUGACUUAAAUGAUGCAGAUGAGUUGCCUGCGAAACGUGUGAGGCGUCCCAAAGUUAUUGACAGUGACGAUGAUUUCCCCCCUGUGCCUUGCACCUUUCAAUCACAAAGCAGGACAGGUCGAGGGACAACUGCCGGUGUCUCCGGAGACACAGACAGACAGCAGCUUGAAGGGGGUGAACCUUUGACUACGCAUGCUACCAGCAACUGCGGCGACGAGAGUAGCAACAUCCCACCGCCUGUGUCACUCAACCAUCGUACUAGGGAUAUCCGGAUUGUAGAUGUGGCUUCAGAACCUUCCCCCCCUCCCUCCAGCAGUUGGUCACAGUAUUCUGCCACUGCUGUCAACUCCGCACCUGUUUCUGCAAGUCAAUCCAGGUCGUCCUCAUGCUGCAGCGACACAGUGCCUUUGCCUGGAGAGCACCAACAGUGUCGCCCCUUCAGUACACGUGAUUCACUACGCGAAGAUAGGCAAUGUAGCCCCCUGGCUCCAUCACGCAGCUUGGUGCGUGCGGCUGAACUCAACAAAGAUGGUCCAGCACCACUUGCUUCCGAGAGAGGCUUCGAAGCAGGUGCAUCACUGAGGCGCGCUCAUGCAGCUCCUGGUCACGCUAUGCCAGAACACGAAUUUCAACUCCAGGUCUUACGAAGCCUAAAUGUUAUACGUCUGGCCGUACAACAACAAAGUGAUUUGCUAUCACAACUGACGCCGCCUUCAAGGGACCCUGUCGGUGAUGUUCAGCAGCUUGUCGCACAACCAUUCAGUCGUAUUGAAGACUUCGAGCAGUUUGAGAGCACAUUAACCCCCGCCCUGGAGAAACAAUUUGUGCAAGAGCUGACACUCCUAGGUGGAGCUACACCUAAGGCCGCCGUUAAGCGGAUCCUGGAAUACGUUAUGACCGACCAGGUCGCGGAAAAAUACAGCUGGGAAGGACGUAAGGGGAAGAAUGUGUUCCGCGACCUUCGUCUACCUAACAUUAUGAUGCGUGCUGUUCACGCGCAAAAACAGCUGUCAAAGUGCACGAACUACGACCUAGAAAAGGCUACAAAGGACUGGCUUCGUCACUCAGCCGACAGACUCAAGCGGGUUGCGGAUUGAACCUUCACCAUGCCACACACAGCACGCGACACAGUGCUUUAACCUGUACUCAUUCCUUCAAAUGAAGCAUCCGCCAGCCAGCAGGUUGCACAUCAUAUUUCCAUAUGCAUUAUAUAUAUAUAUUCUGAUAUUAUGAGGUGUGUACACGAAAUAAACAAUGUCUGAGGCUUAAGAUCCGUUGUGCCAUUUAUUGAAGUAAGAAAAUUAUGUAAUUUUAAAGAAAAAUGCAUGAUUUAGCAAAGUCCUAUUUAUGUCUCAAAUCCUGUGAUUGACGUUCCAUGGAUGUUCCUGGGACAUCCGUUUUGGG